Silurus meridionalis is the source of this 3108-nucleotide messenger RNA. It is a transcript of the gene pparaa, whose product is annotated as peroxisome proliferator-activated receptor alpha a. The record is from RefSeq and is a predicted model, not a curated record. The coding region runs from base 118 to 1710 and encodes 530 amino acids. The transcript has 8 exons. Gene Ontology annotation, molecular function: nuclear receptor activity; zinc ion binding; RNA polymerase II cis-regulatory region sequence-specific DNA binding. NCBI's taxonomy places the organism in Eukaryota, Metazoa, Chordata, Actinopteri, Siluriformes, Siluridae. Gene Ontology annotation, biological process: cell differentiation; hormone-mediated signaling pathway; negative regulation of inflammatory response. Gene Ontology annotation, cellular component: nucleus.
AUCGCUUCUUACAUAUCUCAAUAUGUAAGAAGUGAUAAACAUGUAGGUGCGUUAAGGGCAUCUUAUCAGAUGUGAGUGCUUCUUGCUUGCCCUCUUGGAUUGGUGAGGCGCCAGGAAAUGUGCUCCACAGCAAAAGACAUUAGAGUAGUGUGUGGGGUUUGGACUUUGGCCCCCGCUGGGGCCAGAGCAUAUUUAUUGGCUGCUGCUGCUCGUACACACUCGUGUGGCGUGAUCUGUCUAAUGAGUGAUCCAGUGCUUGCAGUGCCGUGGCUCAGCACCAUGGUAGACAUCCCCAAUCCAUUUAGCCCAUUGCCUUCAGCAGGAGAAAUAGGGUUGGACAGCCCUUUGUGUGGGGAGUUAAUCAAGGAAAUGGAGGAGCUUGAGGACAUCUCCCGAUCUUUCAGUGAUGACGCCUUCAACUUGCUAUACCUGCCUGACUUUCAGGAAUCCAGCACUAAUUCCAACAGCUCUGCUACUCUCGAUGUUUUGAGUCCAGCUUCUAGUCCAUCCUCAGCAGCUUGUGGAACAGUCACAGGGCAGGAUGAGAUCAACCCCAGCCCCUUAAAUCUUGAGUGUCGAGUAUGUUCUGAUCGUGCUUCAGGCUUCCACUAUGGAGUGCAUGCCUGUGAGGGUGUAAGUGUAAUAGAUUAUUUUAAAGGCUUCUUUAGGAGAACCAUACGCCUGAAGUUAGAGUAUGACAAGUGUGAGCGCAACUGUAAGAUCCAGAAAAAAAACAGGAACAAGUGCCAGUAUUGCCGUUUCCACAAGUGCCUCGCUGUCGGCAUGUCCCACAAUGCAAUUCGUUUCGGAAGGAUGCCACAGUCCGAAAAGCUGAAGCUUAGAGCAGAGUUGCAGAUCCCUGAGAAAGAGGAGAAAAAAAUGCAGCUGGAUGACUGGAAGACUCUUGCCAGCCAAAUCCAUGAGGCCUAUCUUAAACAAUUCUACCUGAACAAGGCUAAAGCACGAGCCUUUCUAACUGGCAAGACCAACACGCCGCCUUUUGUCAUUCAUGACCUGGACACACUACAGCAGGCACAACCUGUUCUGGUCACACAGAUGCUGAGUGAGGGAAGGGAAAACUUUGCACUUAGUAUUCAGGGACAGGAAACUGAGGAUCGCCUCUUCCAUUGUUGUCAGUACGUCUCGGUUGAAACCGUCACACAGCUUACCGAGUUUGCCAAGGCUGUGCCUGGCUUCUCCAACCUCGACCUCAAUGACCAGGUGACGCUGUUGAAGUACGGUGUGCAUGAAGCUUUUUUUGCCCUGCUGGCCUCAUGCAUGAACAAGGAUGGGAUGCUGGUGGCACGUGGCAGCGGAUUUAUUACCCGUGAAUUCCUUAAGAGUCUCCGCAAGCCUUUCAGCGAUAUGAUAGAGUCCAAGUUCCAGUUUGCAAUGCGAUUCAAUGCUUUGGAGCUAGACGACAGUGACCUGGCACUUUUUGUGGCUGCCAUUAUCUGCUGUGGAGACCGGCCAGGACUGGGAAACAUUUCGCAUGUCGAUACCAUUCAAGAAAGUAUCGUUCAUGCUCUGCGGCUCCACCUGCAGACCAACCACCCUGAUGACACCUUGCUCUUUCCCAAACUCCUGCAGAAACUAGCUGAUCUUCGGCAGCUCGUAACAGAGCACGCACAGUUGGUGCAAGACAUUAAAGAAACACGGGACACCUCUCUUCAUCCACUACUGCAGGAGAUUUAUAAGGAUAUGUACUGAACAUUGAACUACAGGGUGGGAGUGGGUGGUGUAGCUGAAUGUAAGGUAGCCUAUGUCUAAUUAAAGCCCUCUAUGUUCAGGUCUCCAGCAAGAGGAUUAUCAGAUUAAUGCUAGUGGAUUAACAGUUUAACCGGCUGUUGUACUGUAUGGUUGUGCACUAUUUAUAUAUAUAUAUAUAUAUAUAUAUAUAUAUAUAUAUAUAUAUAUAUAUAUAUAUAUAUAUAUAUAUAUAUAUAAAAUACACACACACACACAUAACCCCAGAGGCCGAACGUGUAGGCCGCAGUUAUGUGCAGUGCCUUUUACACCACAAAAUGUGGAUUUUCUACAGGGAAUGAUAAAGCUAAGUGCAAUAGUUUGCAUACUAUUUGAAAUUUUACUAGUAGCCAGACAUUUAAUUUGUCUUAUUUAAUAGCAUUUGAGGCAUUUAGGGAUAUUUCAUAGAUGUAUGUUGAUAUAGUAACAGGUAAAACAAUAAGCAAAAAUAACAAUAAAAACUGUAUCUCACUUCAUUAACAUGUAGGCCCCACUUUUACCUGUAUAAUCACCUCCAACCUCCUUUAUAGCAUCUUAACACUUUUAGAUCCCUUUAGUUUUCAUAUAUGCUUCAUCUAACUGAAUCUUUAGCCGUUGUUGAUGACAUAUCUGUUGGUUGAUCACAUUUGGAAAUCAUCAUGCCAAAAAAAAUCUCUGUAAAUUAGACCUGAAUCAUUUGCUACACCACAUUUCAUGUUUACUUUUUUCAUUUGUAUGCAGGUGAAUUGUAGAUUUACCUUUUUUCAUUACAACAUAACAUAGGAGAUGUAAACUUUUGCAUUAUUGCACACAACUGUAUGUAUAGUUCUAUCAAAUUGAUGCAAACUGUUAGGACUUGUUUCAGUUAUGACCUGUUUGAGUGAACUAUUAUUUGAUGCCUUUAGAAAGUAGUGUGUGCCACAUGGAAAAUGUUGUCAUUUCAUGCCAUACUAGUAAACAGCCUACCCACACAGCCCUCAUGUAGGACUAAUACCUCAUUAAAAAAAAGCAUAAGAAACAUGUAAAAUAUUUUUUUAUUAAAAUGUACAUAGUGUAUAGCACUCCAGCUGUUCUUAUCAAAGGAUGUUAUUUAUUUUUAGACAAUUAGAAAUCAGUGUCAUUAAAAAGAAUACUUUAUUGACCUAAAAACUGCCAGGAUUUUGUGUUAUAAUAGCACAAUAUUAUUUACAAUUCUGAUCAGUAAUUAUGCAUAAGUAAAGUUGGUGAAUGUUUAUUAAUAUUGUGCAUCAGGUAAUAGUAUAUGUAUAGAUACUCAGGGAUGAUCAGAAUCAGAUUUACACUAGAAUAAAUUCCUUAUUUUAAUACGACAGCAGGUACACUACAAUAUAAGCACUUAUUUUGAGUAAAAUGCUUAUAAUCAUG